This is a messenger RNA of Pocillopora meandrina, 3194 nucleotides long. The record is from the annotation of a GenBank genome assembly. Lineage: Eukaryota; Metazoa; Cnidaria; Anthozoa; Scleractinia; Pocilloporidae.
GAACUGAGCGCAAUCAAUCAUAAAUGCAACGGUCGACUCUGGUGUGAGAGGUUACUGUUCCACUGUUCGCAUUGCUACUUCACUGGGAAAUCUUACAAAAUGAAAGCAACUCUUCUGUUGUUCGUGUUAUCAGUCUAUAUUCCAAUUUGCAUUGGGAGAAAUGUUAAAGCCUUACACGCGUAUGAUUAUGUACACAAACCUCGUAUGUGUUAACUGUUGUACUUUUAAGUAGUUUAGUUUGUAUUCUUGAUUGCAAGCUUUCUUUAUUCGGCUUGAUAUGUUUUCAUAGCUUAAAAUUACUGAAUAAUGUCUCAUUGCAGGUCUGUCGAUAAGAGGAAGCGAAUUUUCGGACGAAGGUAAUCAUUGUUGGGAAGAAUUCAAUCUGAAAUGCUUUAUUUUCUAACCAGAUAUCAACAAAACAGUACUUGAAGCACCCGAGGUACCGUUGUUUUCGAAGCUUAAUGUGGAAUGGGCUUUCAGAGUUAAUUGGUAUUUUGUAUUCUGUCACUUUCCCGCCAAGACAAAUUUUGAGUGCUCCGGAAAUUUUUAGACAAGUAAGGUUUUGUGUAAUAAAUAAGCUAAGACGUUUGAACAAAGAGUCCAUGUAAAUUUUCACAAUUUCAUCUCAAACUGAUAUUUUUGUCUUAAUCAUUUUAGGCUCUAUUAUUCAUCAUUAAAUGAAGCGCGAAGUAAAUUAAUUAUGCUUUGCCGUGUAAAGUCAGGCGAUUGAACUAAAAAAUCUAAGUUUAACUUCAAUCUCAACCGUAGUAACUGCCUAACUUCUGGUCACGCGAAUCACUUUUUUUCUAAAAAAAAAUGCACCUUGCAUAAUCAUUGUCACAGGACUUUCCCGCGCAAAUUUACUUUAAUAUUUAAUUAGCUCUCAAAAUGACGACUUAUUAGGCUAAUUAUAGCAAUUUCGAUCUUAUAACAGAAUGAGGUGAGAAAAGUCACGAAAAUUUGCUUUUUAAUUUGUAAUAGGUUGUGAAGAUUUGCCAAAGUGGAAGAAUGAUUGCCCAAAAUGGGCAACUUACAAAUAUUGCAAAUCGAAAUUUAUGCAGCAUUACUGUAGAGGAACCUGCAAAGUUUGCGGCGAAACAGGUAAAUUAUAUAAUUACAUGUCACAAAACAUCUAUCAUUUUAAGUCAACGUAGCUUUCUACCAGUGGAAAAAUUUUAAAUGCAGAUACGAACGAAUCCGGAAUCGCAUUGGUUUUGUCCCUCUUCAUUCUAUCGAUGGUUUAGCAAACUCGUAACACCUUCUCGAACAAUCAAGUGCGAAGCUAAAAACAGUUGCGCCAUGUUUACUCGCAUUUCACCCCCCCCCCCCCCCUUCUCCCUACACGCAGUUUAUUUGUUUUCACUUGACUCCUCACGAUAUUUCCCGCAAUUCUUUUUAAAUACACUCAUCUUGAUCGGAUGAACUUCAGAUAAUCUAAAAUAUGUGCUCUUAAUUUUGUUAUAUAUCUACUUUUUCUGAUCUUACAGUGCCGCCUCCAGGGCCCAUCGAAAAAAAGCCACCAGCGCCUCCUGCAGGUAAUUUUGUGCGAAGUGAAUAAGGAAAAAAAGGAUUAAAAAUACUAGCUUUACAUCGUAGUAACCAUUAUUGUUCCUCCUAUUCGCUCUCCGAAUAGAAGGAAGGAUAAUAUUUCAUCAGUCCAUUUCGAUGUUGAUCAUUUAUUAGAAAUGAAUUCAGUUUUGUUUUAAAUCGUAGCUAGAUAUAAUCGCCUUUGAUGAAAAGGCACUAGGAAAUUAGAGAAAACACAAACGCUGUUAUGAAUAAAGCUGAACCAGAAGUUUCCAAAGUUAUUUUUCAAAAUUGUUGAAAAACAUGUAUGGUAUAAAAGUGCAAAUUGAUCCAGUUAGCUUCCUUGAAAAAUGCGCUUUUUCGAAUGGUGGCGCAAAUUCGAGGUUUUGUAGCACUUCAGAGUUAGACUUCUGCUGUAGAAUGGAAACCAAGUCGGUGUGGAGAAAAUAAUGCAAAAGGAUAAUUGCACAAGUUUUAGAUUAUCAUCUCUUACAACCAGUAGAGCUGAUUAAGUUACUAGUGAAUCUGAUAUUUUUUUGUAUUGUUCACAUAUUAGCUUUCUGUCAAGACUAUGACAAAAGGUGUGGAUUCUUUAAGAGAGUUGGACUGUGCGAAAAUCCUGAACAAAGGGAACACAUGGCAAUUUACUGUGGAGUGACUUGUGAAAUGUGUAAGCAAAAGCCUGUUGCUGUUUAAAGAUAAACUGCAGCGUAGAACUUACCAAAAGGUUUUUGGAUAUGAGGUGACAACAUAAAGCAUAGGAUGACAAUUUUACUCUCUAUUUUCCAAACACCGCUGUAGCACGACAAGGAUAAAAGUUGUCGUAAAUCCUUUUUACUGGCUGUUAUUAUUAUUGAAUGUUACCAAGAAAAACGGGACUAACCAAAAAAAAAAAAAAAAAAAUAAAAAAUGAAUAUGUUCAGAAUCAAACGAUUUGUACCCUUCAUAGUACAUUAUACGCAUACAAUAUACUAUUUGCAAUAAUAAUUUAUGACAUCGUUGACCAAGGUCAGAUAACCAAGCAAUCAUUAAACUAACAGAAAAAUGAAACACCACAAAACAGAAACCUAACAAACCUAACGAAGCGUAACAGUUUUAGUAAAUCUUAACUGAAAAAGAAAUCUAAGAGAAUCAUUUGUUUUUUUUUUUUUUUUUUGCAUUUGUUUUCAGGCCAGGCACCCACCCCAGAGGGUAAGUCAAAGAACAGUCUGUAACAUUUAUGAUAAUGCGCACCAGUUAACUUCGAUAAAAAGAACUUUAAGACCUUAUCUGUUUUCCACUUUCUCCUGAAGCAAAGGAGAAACUCGAAUGAUAUGAAUUCUCCUGAUUUUCUUGAAAAAAAAAUCUGGGUAGAGUAACAAAGAACUCCAUUUUAAGAAAUCACUGUCGAAUCAGUGAUAUAACCAUAAAAUUGAAAGUUUCCUUUUGCAUCAAUUUACAGUAUCUACUAGACUGAUUAUAUAUAAGCUUGCACUAUUUAGUGGCUGGUUUCUUUUUCCCUUUUUUUGACAGAAUGUUACGACAAAUUUGAUCAUUGUAAAGAAUUGAAGGAAGCCGGAGACUGUUCCUCUUCUGACCCCAAAAAGGUUUAUGAAGUGAAAACAAAUUGUCUGGUUACGUGCGAGUUCUGUGGUAAGAGAUCAUGGGAAAAAAUGUUUAUAGUAUGA